This is a messenger RNA of Bactrocera oleae (olive fruit fly), 3282 nucleotides long. It is a transcript of the gene mr, whose product is annotated as anaphase promoting complex subunit morula. Gene Ontology annotation, cellular component: anaphase-promoting complex. Lineage: Eukaryota; Metazoa; Arthropoda; Insecta; Diptera; Tephritidae. Gene Ontology annotation, molecular function: ubiquitin protein ligase binding. Gene Ontology annotation, biological process: ubiquitin-dependent protein catabolic process; metaphase/anaphase transition of mitotic cell cycle; protein K11-linked ubiquitination. The record is from RefSeq and is a predicted model, not a curated record.
UAAGAACGUCUGAGUGUAUUCCAACUUGAAUGCAAUUUCUUGAUCGUGUAACGUUCGGUAAGCAACGUAGGCAGAAAUUAAAUUAUCGUGACAGUGUCUAUUGCCUGUGAAGGUGCCCAGUAGAAACAAAACAUUUGUUUACAUUUCUUUGAAAGCUGCUGAAAAUAAAGUGAUGGAUAUUGGGUUGUUAUGGUUGGAAAUAUCUCGCAGCUUUCCGAUAUUAAGUGGAAAUGUUGCAAUCACAUAUUCUGAUGAUAAAAGACACCAACAACUGUGCAAGGAAAUGAUAUCGCUUGGGUUAAGUGGCGCCUUGAGCGAAAUAGUUUUUUCCGAAAUACAAGCUGCCGUUCGUGACAAAAUUGUCCCUUUGUUUUGGUCAAAUUUUCCAAGACAAUUAGGGAUUGCCGAACAAAGUGUUGAAUCGCAAUUUUUAAUGUUUCAUCAAUUUGCCUCGGCUGUUGACAAUCUGCUGAAAAAUAUUAUUUGCUUAAAAGUAUUUAUAGAGCGGGUGAAUAAAUUGCAUCCUCAGCAAAAUAAUGAAACUUGGAAUUUACAUGCUCUAUUACUGAAAACGUUACUUGGACAAAUGCCAACUGGUUUUAAUGAAGUUGUGUCUGCUUUUUACUGCCUAUCCUUCCAGAUCUAUAUUCAGAUGUACACUAAAAGUGCUGUGUUAAGGGAUGUUGAAUUAUUGAUGAAUAAAAAAGAAUGUGCCGGAUGUAAAAAGGAAAUAAAUGCCUGUGAGUGUCAAAGUUUGGAUGUAUUAAUAAACAAAACAAAUAUGGCGUUACAAGAAAUGGAACUUUUAGAUGGCAUCGCUGGAGAAAGUUUGACAUCGCUGGUUCAAACAUGCAUAAAAGAGCACAUUAAAGAGACAUGUCAUGGAAUAUUUGACAGAAGUUUUUUGAGACAGCUUGAAAUUUGGCUGGACGAAACUAUAAUUAAUUGGCUGAGGAAGAUAUUUAGUCAUAUAUGCAUACACUCGCAAACUCCUGAAACAAGUACUUCUAAUAUUAUUAAAGGAUUCAAAGUUAAAUUAACAUAUUUUUUGUAUGAAAAUUUGGCUCUUAGCAUUAUUGAACAGUUUUUUAGUAUAAUCAUUGAUUUUCCGGAUUCCAUUCCUGCCAUAGAUGAUUUAAAGAUUUGCAUGGAGAAGAUAGAUAUGAGAAAGCACUUCAUUCAAACUCUGACGAAUACACUAAAAGUACGAGUAUUACAUCCUGGCGUUAAUACUAUGGAUAUUUUAACUGGAUAUAUUGCGGCUAUUAAAGCUAUUAGAUAUCUUGAUAACAGUGGAAUUAUUUUAGAAACAGUAACUGCACCAAUAAGAGAUUAUCUUCGCAAACGCAGCGAUACUGUGAGGCGAGUGGUAACAGGUCUCACUGAAGAAGGUCCUACUGAUUUAACAGAAGAACUAGCUAAAGGAGAAUCAAUUAAAGGAAAUCCCAAGCUAGACGGUAAUGACGAACUUAACAAUUGGGAAAAUUGGUUGCCAGAUUCAUAUGGUAUCGAUCAGACAGCACGCGCUCAGUUAACCAAUGUCAACCGUUCAUCCGAUAUAAUAUCUAUGGUAGUUGAGAUAUAUGGAAGUAAAGAACUAUUUAUGAACGAAUAUCGUAACUUAAUGGCAGAUCGGUUACUAACUUAUUUGGAUUUCAAUGCCGAUAAAGAAAUUCGAAACUUGGAAUUACUUAAAUUAAGAUUUGGAGACUCGUUACUUCACAGUUGUGAAGUCAUGUUGAAAGAUCUCACGGACUCAAAACGGAUUAAUUCACAUAUCUCAAGUGAUUCCACAUAUAAAGAAAAUAAAAUAUUUGAUAUAUCAGCAUUCACAAUAUCUGCACAGUUCUGGCCAACUUUCAAUAAAGAAAGUUUAGAGCUUCCUAAAGAAAUUGCCAACGAGUUUGAAAAAUACACUAAAGCUUAUGAAGCAUAUAAAGGAAAUAGAACAUUAAAUUGGAGGACAGUAACUGGACGAGUGAAUAUUCUUAUUGAAAUAGGGCAACGGAUAAUAGAAAUGACAGUAGCACCAACACAUGCAAUCAUAUUAUACCACUUCCAAGAUAAAGAUGAGUGGACAUUAGAAGACCUUAGUCAGAUCACAAAAGUUCCAUCUACUAUAUUGCGUCGAAGAAUUGGGUUUUGGAUCUCUCACGAUCUAAUAAAGGAAAUACGACCAGGAGUAUUCAAACUAAUGGAGAACGACGGCAAAAAGUCGUCAUUCGAAAAUACACAAUUAGGUCAACCACUUGGAGAGGAAGAUGUAGAAUCAGCUAUGGCUUCUGCAAGCGAUCAGCGGGAAGAAGAGCUUCAGGUAUUUUGGUCAUAUAUAGUUGGAAUGCUAACGAACUUGGACUCCUUACCACUUGAUCGUAUUCAUCAGAUGCUUAAAUUAUUUGCCUCACAUGGAGGUGGCAUAGAAUUCACGCAAGAUGAGCUUAAAAAUUUUCUACAACGAAAAGUUAGAGAACAUAAGUUAAUGUAUACAGGUGGCGUAUAUCAAUUAUAUAAAUAAAAUCUUAACAAAUAAACCGGACCCACCAGUAUAAAAAAUUUAAUCAACCUUAGCUUAAACUUCGUGUGAAUAAAUCGUUCCCAUGUAUUUUUUUCACGCGAACGAAAAAUUCGUAUACGAAUUUCGUGUGAAAUGUUCGAAUUUCGAUUAUACAAUUGUGAACUUCGGCAAACAGUAUCAUAUGAUUUUGUUUUGAUUUAGUGGCAUUGACAAAAACUUUGAACUUAUAAAGCCAAUUAUGCGACUGUUUUAGCUUAAACGCGUAUUUUUAUUUUUAAUCAUAUAACAUACAUAUCUUUUUGGAUCGAAUAGGUAUUAGCUGCAUAAAUUAUGCAGAUAAAAAUUUUCUGAAGUAUUAGUAUUUUUGAAGGAAUAAUAGAUUUAAAAAAAACUUCUUGAAUGGCCCCACAUUGGGUAGCAACUUGAAAAUCGAUAGUUACUUUUGUUCAUUCUGAAAUCGAUUUCGGUGGUAGCUGUUGGAAGAAUCAUGUAACUUCAUUCAAAAUACAUACACUUUUUCUUUGUUUUCUCUUUUUAAAUUCUUGCCUAUAUCAGGAUUUUCGGCCUUACUUGACCAAAGGCGUCAACUGUAUUUUGUUAAUAGGUUAACAUAAAGUACAUAGUUAAUAAAAUAUGCUUACAUUGUGCCAUGUGAAGUUCACGAUAAGAAAAAAAUUUUUUAACUUUUCCAUGGGGAAUGGCCUCCACACGAAGUUUACAAUAAGGCUGAACAGUUUUAAAAUAUUUUAAUAAAAUCAAUUAACGUA